AUGCAAGCGCGGCUUGCGCCACCGCUUCCACGUUUGGUCACAUUCCCGCCAUCAUAUGGUGUUACUGGGAGCAUUCGCUGUAUCAAUAGUAGAAACAACAUUAAACCGAUGGGAUUGUAAGACCGGACAUUUAUUUUUUGUUAUUCUGGAGAAGUAUCUAUGAUAACAGAAAGGUGUAUGUAAUUGAGGAGACCGGGCAUGCUAAGCAGAGUUUAAGAGCUAUAAAAGUUUGUCACAAGUGUGCCUUGUCAAACUUUGACUGGAUUUUCCCAUCAGCUUAGGCUAUGGCAUCAGUCCUGAAACUGUCUGGCAGUGUAAGGAUAUCUAGCUUACAGCUGGGAACUACAAAAUGGAGGGAAGGCGGAUUUGAGAUCAAUGAAAAAGAAAACAAAGUCAGUCUGUUGGUGUGGUUCACUAGUGGAGGUCUACCAAAGACUUUUCAGCUGAACCAAAAUGUAAAGAAAGUGAAUUUGGGUCCAAAACAGCAUCAAUGCCGACUUCAGGUAAUCCUAAAAGAUGCAAACAUUUUCAUAGAUAAAGCACCUUUGGUGAUGGCUCAGAAGUUCAAGGACUAUUUGGAGAAGCUAAGAAUGGGCAAACAAACAGCAUUGAAACAAUCCCAGGGGUCUGUAAGCUUCGGAGGUGUGCUUGGAAACCGAGCUAUACAGAAUGAAUCUAGUCAACAGAUACAAAGUAUUGAACGACAGACUCCUCCUAGGAGAUUAAGCUUAGAUGAGACUUCGCUGAGGAAGCAUCUGACAAGCCCUAAUCGGGGAUCAAGCACUCCAGUCCGGACAGGCCUAUCUGAAAACAGGACUGAAAAAAGAAAACGCAUGCGGCCUCCUGAUGGUGAACUGAAUGAGGAUUACCCCAAGGAAAAUGAUUCUUCAAGUAACAACAAGACCACGUCAGAUUCUUCACGCAAGUUUCUUGCAAGUUGUAAAGAAAAACAACAAAACUUGAAACAGGCUGAGGAAAACAGGAUAUCAGGAGCAAUGCCAUUGCAAACUUCAUCUUUUUAUAGCAGCAGAGUGAUUUCAAAGGACUACUGUCAGGGCAAUUCCAUGUUAGAACGGUCUGUUAAUGGAAGUCAGGUUCAGUCAACUAAAAGGAGUUUGGGUUUCGUGACCCAGUCUGUUCCAUUUAAAAAAGUGAAAUUAAGUCAUGAUUACACAGGAUGGACCAAACCAAAAAAUUCUUCUCUUGUGCAGUCCCAGCCUCAGCUUCAAGGGUUUUCUAAUUUGGGGAAUACAUGCUACAUGAAUGCAAUUCUACAAUCCCUUUUUUGUCUCCAGUCAUUUUCAAAUGACUUACUAAAAGGGAUUCCAUGGAAAAGGGUUCCACCAAAUUCACUACUCAGGCGUUUUUCUCACCUCCUUGCCAAAAAAGAUUUAUGUAGCCCAGACGUUAAGAAGGAGCUCUUAAAGAAAGUAAAAAGUGCAAUUUCCACUACAGCUGAGAGAUUUUCUGGCUACAUGCAAAAUGAUGCUCAUGAAUUCCUAAGUCAGUGCUUAGAUCAGCUCAAGGAAGAUGUUGAAAAAGUCAAUAAAAGCUGUAAAAGUGAUUUCCAGCCUUUGGAAGAAGUACAAAUGGGUCGACCAGGAGAAGAAGUGGCUGCAUCACGAAUUUAUACUUGCCCUGUUGUUGCCAAUGUGGAAUUUGAGGUCCAGCACAACAUUACCUGCAAAGUCUGUGGAGAAACUGUUACAAAGAGGGAACAAUUUAAUGAUUUGUCAAUUGAUCUGCCUCGUCGAAAACAAACUCUUCCACUGAGAUCCAUUCAGGAUUCCCUUGACCUUUUUUUUAGGAUGGAGGAGAUUGAGUAUUCAUGUGAAAAAUGCAGUGGAAAAUCUGCAUCUGUUUCUCAUAAGUUCAGCAAACUUCCCAGAAUUCUCAUUCUUCAUUUAAAGCGAUAUAGUUACAAUGCGCACCUUUCGCUUAAUAGCAAGUUAGGUCAACAAGUCCUUAUUCCUAAGUACCUGACCUUACUCUCGCACUGUACAGAAUCUACUAGACCUCCUCUUGGUAUUGGAUGGAGUGCACAAAAUGCAGUGUAUCGAACACUGAAAACGUCACAAGCCCUGAAUUCUAAUGCAUUUAACCAAAUUCGGAAAUACAGUAUGAAACAGAUGAGCCCUGGUUUUGUCAUUUUUGACUCUGAUAGUGAUGAAGAAGUGACUAGAAAAGCUGCUUGCCGUAGCCAUCGUCGCAGUGAAUCUUUACCAGAGGAAGACAGAUUAGAAAAGUCUCAACAAAGUAUUACAAUUGAAAACAGUGAGACUAGUUAUGAAGGAAUAAAUGAUGAGGAGAUGCUUGCGGCUGUACUUGAGAUGAGCCAACAGGAAAAUGUUCCAUCUACUACAUCAGGACUUGGAGUGGGUGAGCCAACUAGCAGCCCUGACACAGGAUUUGGAGAUGUAGAUGGAAAUGAUUUCUUGAAACAAGGGGAUUCAUUUGAUACAGAUGGGCCCACAGCUGAAGAAGUUUCAAACUUGAUCAACCUUGCGAAAGAUUUAGAUGAAAACAAAGAGAACCAGACUCCUGAGGAAGCCCAGGGAGAAUUUGACUGGGUGCAGCAAUACAACCUUGAACAAGAUCGGGAGGAACAGGAAUUGCAGCAAGCAUUAGCCCAAAGCUUGCAGGAUCAAGAAGCACGGGAAAUGAAAGAAGAAGAUGAUUUAAUUCGAGCCACUGAGUUGAGCCUUCAAGAAUUUAACAAUUCCAUGCAUGAAUGUUCAGAUGAAGACUCUGGGAAUGAGGAUAUCCUGGAUAUGGACUAUACUGUGGCUGAAGCGGAAGAGCUGAAGAGAAAUGCUGAGACUGGAGACUUGCCAAAUUCCUUCAGACUUGUCAGUGUGGUCAGUCACAUUGGAAGCAGUUCUUCUUCUGGUCAUUACAUCAGUGAUGUUUAUGAUAUAAAGAAGCAAAGUUGGCUGACAUAUAAUGAUCUAGAUGUAACAAAAACCCAAGUAUCUUCUGUUCAAAGGGACAGAGACAGAAGCGGCUACAUUUUCUUCUACAUGCACAAAGAUAUAUUUGAGGAGCUGCUAGAGGCAGAGAAGAUUUCAAGUGGAAGAUAGAGAUGAAGGUCAAAAGACGUCCUACAAAAAUGCUUAUUUGGUUGCUGAAUAUGAACUAAUAUGAAUAUGUUUAAGAGAACUACUGAUAAUUAUUCUCCCUUUGACUCCCGGAGAGGUUUUUUUUUUUUUUUUUUUU
Messenger RNA from Erpetoichthys calabaricus (reedfish), 3216 nucleotides. RefSeq names its product ubiquitin specific peptidase 37 (gene usp37). The transcript is spliced from 24 exons. Gene Ontology annotation, biological process: protein deubiquitination. Lineage: Eukaryota; Metazoa; Chordata; Cladistia; Polypteriformes; Polypteridae. The record is from RefSeq and is a predicted model, not a curated record. The coding region runs from base 285 to 3080 and encodes 931 amino acids. Gene Ontology annotation, molecular function: cysteine-type deubiquitinase activity.